GCCAAAAACUACAACGUCGACUUUUCAUCGUUUCGAAACAAUUGGGCAUAAAUCGUGGCAUAAAUAAUAUGUGUAGUUCCUUACCAAUAAAGUGAAGCAUAAGCUAAAAAAAUUGAACGCUCUUGAAGAUCAAUUGCCCCAAAGCCAACAAACACAAUAACAAUGGAGAGCGACAAUGAUUCUGAUAUCGGUGAUAUACUGGACGAUCUUUUAGCUAAUGCGAAUGACACCAACAAAAGUGAGCCGGCAAAAAAAUUAGAGGAACUGAAUUACAAUUUUUUGGAUUCCGAGGGUAACAUCAAAGAGACUGGAUCGAAAUUGGAUAAAAAUGAGUCAAGUGUGGUGCACGAUCAAGAUGUGGAUUCAUCUGAUGACGAGGAUAAAAAGAAUUUUGAAGAGCAAAAGUAUUCCGACUACGGAAGAAAUUUGAAGAACAUCUUGAAGACAGAAAACUUAUCCAAAUCCAUGAAAAAGUUUUCAAAAACACAGGAGAAAUCUCCAACAAUCGUAGGAAAUUCGUCCCAAAUUGUUGAUCAAGUUUCCAAGAAUUUUGUUAAACGAUCUAACGAUUUAAAUGACGUACAGAAAAAAAUCAUGCCUCAAAGCGGACUUGCAAAACCAAAGGAUGUCUAUAGCGAUCCUAUAUUCGGUUUAAGACUGGUCAAGCCUCUCAUAUCUUCGGCAGAACUUGUGGAGCGAAUGAAGGGAAGAAAAGCUGUAACGAUAUCAAAGGUCAAACAUCACUUGUCGUCGGAGAGUAGUCAAGAUGAUUGGGUUCUUGCAGGUGUUCUAAUGAACCGUUCGGCAACAAAGAAAUCUCAAAAAGGCACUAACUAUUGUAUCUGGAAAUUGACUGAUUUGGGAGAUCAAAUGAAUGCCGUAUCCGUGUUUCUGUUUAGCGGAGCUUAUAAAUUAUUUUGGAAAACAGCAACAGGAGUAGCUGUUGCAAUUUUAAAUCCUGGCGUUAUGGAUUCUAAGGAUUCCACAGAUCAGGCAACCCUUUCGGUCGACAAUGCUCAAAAAAUUAUGAUUUUAGGAAAUUCACGUGAUAUGGGCAAAUGUAAAUCAACAAAAAAAAAUGGAGAGCCUUGUUCCAAUGUAGUCAAUAUCUCGCAAUGCGAAUAUUGCGUUUAUCACGUUAAACUCGAGUAUAAGAAAGCGUCAAAACGCACAGAUAUUCAGUCAAAUGGGACUAGCAAUGGUUUUGCAUCGGCCAUGGCUAAGAAAGCAAAGACACCACUGCCCGGUAUGUAUUCUCAGAACAUAAUUAAUCAAAACUUCACACCAAUUUUAGCAAAGCGAAAUGAAAAAUUACAUGCGAAAGACUCAGCUCGAUUGGCUUUGCUUCGUGGAGCAGCCGUGGAUGCUAAAUUACCCGAAAAGCCGGUUAAUACAGAAUCCAAGAAAAAAGCAUUCCCCGUGGAGAUGACGAGUAAUCAAUUGAAAAAAGAUCUCGAGAGAUUGGGUAAAUUAAGGGCAUGGAACGUGGCGCAACCGACAAUUGUAGCCAGUCCUUUGGAAACUUCGAGCUUUGUUUCCGGAACAAAAAAAUCGCCGCAAUUAUCGAUAUCAUCGUUGAGUACGAAUUCUCCAGUACCGCGUUUGGGCAUCGGUGCACAAGGAGGCAAGAUUGAUUUCUCACAGCCAAUAACGAAACGUCACGUCGACAAAGCCCGUCAGAAUGCUUUGCGCUGGAUCAAAGAGAAUGGAAUGGUAAAACAAUCGAAUCCGAACAAAAUAUUGGAAAGCCGAGACAAGAAGGUAAAUGCCGGAGUAAAACGUCAAAGAGAGUCGAACGAAGAUGAACUCGAAGAGAGUGAAAAAAAAAGUAAAAAAGCUCCGAUAAGCGAUAAAUUCAUGGAGUUGAUGCAAGCGAAAUCGUCGCAUGUGGAUCUGGUGGAAAAGUCCGAGGAAGAGGAGAAAGAUAAGUAUUUCAAUAAACUAGAAGUGAAAGAAAGGAUGGAGGAAAAGAUGAUGAGUACUUUCAAAAUCGAAUGUAAAGCGGUUAAAUGUCUCAUCUGCAAAUACACGGCUUAUUCGGGUUCGGAUUUGUGCAAGGAACAAAAGCAUCCCCUCAAAGUUGUCAACGCUAUGAAAAGUUUCUUCAAGUGUCACGACUGUGGCAAUAGAACAACUACUCUGGACAGAAUACCGACACAUAGUUGCACGAAAUGUCAAAGUUCGCGUUGGGUGAAAGCAGCCAUGAUGGCAGAAAAAAAUACGAGCAUUCCAUCAGCUGUACUCUCGAUUCGUGGCGGAGAGGAAAAAUUCAUCGGUUCUACAUCUCAGGAUGCCAAUAUUAAUCUUCUCGUUCCAGAUUCCGGAACAGCUGAUUCCUAAUUACCGAUUACCAUGAACAAUAUUAUUUUUCCCCAUUUUUCAGGGGACUGUACAGAUAGACUCGACAAAAAUAAUUAGUCAGUCCAGAAUGAUAUCAAGGGACGUCUCGUGAUAUUAGCUUGUAGUAUAUUACCGCACACGAUACGUAACAGCGGAGCAGCUCUAACUGGUUCGGAGCUGAUACGAACAAGUUGGCCAAGAACAUUUUUCGUUUAUAUAGUUACUAAAAUAUCAAUUUUGAAUUCAUAAAAUCCAGAUGAAUUCUUUGUUGUUUUCCUAAAAUCAUUGUAAGUUCAUGACACUGUAUAGGAUAAACUUUUGAUCACAAAUUUUUAACUCAUCGAUUCGGCACUAUGUGAUGAGAAAUGCCAAGUUUAUUCUUCGUAAAAUAGCGUUUAAUGCGUAAGAGAGGAUCGUUUUCUUCAUAUCCUGUUAAAAUUGAUAAAAAUGAUAUUUGCAGAAUUAUACGAAUCAAGAUUUUCAUUGUUUUUUUUUUAAUAAAUUCUUUAACGUUUAGCGACAUUUCUAUUUUUUUUUCUUUGCUUUAUCCCAAUUUCCAUCACGCCAACUCGAUGACUUUUUUUGUAAAUAGGAUUUUGUGAAGAAUACUUUUUUCGAUUGAUUUGGUACUUUUUUUUCCAAGCUUAGGAACGUGGGCGAUACAGGUUAUAUUGAGAAACUUGAGUAAAAUAUAUGCAUAUGAUAAUUGGCUACAUAUUUUUCCUAUCGCCAGUUUUCAAUUUACGGACGAAGAAAAAUCUCUGUAUUCUUUUGUUUCAAUCAUGCGUUGGAAUGUGCCUUGAUCACCAUUAGCACUCGUAUUAAAUACUCGUUUUAACAAGA
This is a messenger RNA of Venturia canescens, 3183 nucleotides long. RefSeq names its product minichromosome maintenance 10 homolog (gene Mcm10). Lineage: Eukaryota; Metazoa; Arthropoda; Insecta; Hymenoptera; Ichneumonidae. Gene Ontology annotation, cellular component: nuclear replication fork; nucleus. The record is from RefSeq and is a predicted model, not a curated record. Gene Ontology annotation, molecular function: DNA replication origin binding; single-stranded DNA binding. The coding region runs from base 163 to 2340 and encodes 725 amino acids. The transcript has 2 exons. Gene Ontology annotation, biological process: DNA replication initiation; DNA replication.